Mesitornis unicolor (brown roatelo) is the source of this 635-nucleotide messenger RNA. RefSeq names its product transcription initiation factor TFIID subunit 9-like. The transcript is spliced from 5 exons. The record is from RefSeq and is a predicted model, not a curated record. The annotation marks the transcript as partial. Gene Ontology annotation, cellular component: SAGA complex; transcription factor TFIID complex. NCBI's taxonomy places the organism in Eukaryota, Metazoa, Chordata, Aves, Mesitornithiformes, Mesitornithidae. Gene Ontology annotation, molecular function: transcription coactivator activity; protein heterodimerization activity; RNA polymerase II general transcription initiation factor activity. Gene Ontology annotation, biological process: RNA polymerase II preinitiation complex assembly; DNA-templated transcription initiation.
GGUACGUGACUACCAUCUUGGAAGAUGCAAAAAUUUACUCGAGUCACGCAAAGAAAUCCAGCGUGGAUGCGGAUGACGUGAGGCUGGCAAUCCAGUGUCGAACAGACCAGUCGUUCACAUCUCCGCCCCCGAGAGACUUCUUGUUAGAUAUUGCAAGGCAGAAAAAUCAGACGCCGCUGCCAUUGAUAAAGCCUUACUCAGGACCCAGGCUUCCGCCUGACAGAUACUGCUUGACGGCCCCCAACUACAGGCUGAAGUCCUUGCAGAAAAAGGUCUCUUCCUCUGCGGGGAGAAUCACCGUCCCUCGGCUGAGCGUUGGUCCGGUGAGCAGCAGGCCCAGCACUCCCACUUUAGGCACACCUUCAGCACAGACAGUGUCUGUCUCAGCCAAAGUUGGCACCCCCGUGUCACUGACUGGGCAGAGGUUCACCGUGCAGAUCCCGUCUUCUCAGGCGGCAGUGAAGUCAGCCACACCAACUACUCCAACGGUGCAGAAUGUUCUAAUUAAUCCUUCGUUAAUUGGACCAAAGAACAUUCUUAUUACUACAAAUAUGGUAUCGUCACAGAAUACAUCCAAUGAUUCAAACCCCUUGAAAAGGAAGCACGAAGAUGAUGACGACUACGAUAACUUGUGA